GAUUAGAAAAUCCCCGUGGUCAAAUCAAAACUCAAUUUGAUAACCGAUUUCAAUCGGAAAUAACGACACCCAAGGGAUCAAAUUUGGGCCAUUCCUUUAGUCCAAAAUGACCAAAGACGGUGUCUACAACACCCUUUUUUUCAUAGUUUACGUGUCACUUCUCCUAGGCCCACACCCAACCUAUUUCGGGAAAACGGGCCGAAAGACAGUCCUCAAAACCAACAAAUAUUGCAACUUUAUCAUACUUUUCUACCUUUCGGUUUUUGUUAUUCUGGUGUAUUACGCCUCCCUGGAUGAAACCCCGAACCCUGUGACUAACGGGAAAUUGUACAACUUUAACACUUUCGCCAAACUGCUGAUCCUGGUCGUGUCCCUAUCGGGAACGUUUGGUUUUUUCGGCACCCACAUCUUGAGUUACAUUAACAAAGCCAGUUUCAAAAAAAUCGUCAAUACGGUGGCAACGUUUGACGAGACUUGGGCCAAGCUGGGCCUGGAAAUCAACCACAAGGAGGAUUUUCGCGUUUGUUUGGUUUUCACGUUAACGGGGCCCUUUUUCACGUUCUGUAAUGUUUUGAUGGAGAUGUGGAACAUUCCGAGGGAAAACAUCGAUCCGAUUCCGCUGGUUGUGGUGCUAACGCAUCUAAUUCCGUUCAUGUUGAUUCAUCAAGGGGAGACUCAGUUUGUCGUGGCUAAUAUUAUACUUAGGCGCAGGUUUGCUCUCAUCAAUUCGAUUCUCCGAAAAUUGUAUAAAAAUAAGUAUAGAAAACUGAUUGUGGAUGGGAAGAAAAGUGAAGAACAAAUUGUUGAUAUUUGUAUCCGGAGUCACGACAAGCUGUGCGAUGUGUGCGACAGCGUUAAUAGGAUUUUUGGGUUCAUUAUAAUAAUUGGGUGUCUGAUUCAGUUUAAUACGAUCGUGUUUGCAUUUUGCUACUGCUAUUACAGCAUUUCCAUUCGGCCGAUUUCCACGCUUGGUUGGUUCUUUUGGUCACUGCUGCGCAUCUACGAACUUGCCCGGAAAGCUGCCUUUGCGCAUUUAAAUUCAAAUGAAGCCAGGGCUACUCUGAACUGGGUCUCAAAACUCAUCAUUCGUUCAAAUCCCAGUCUUGAGGAAAAAUUACAAAUUUUUGCGCUACAACUAACGCACAGAGCGCCCACAUUUACAGCACUAGGGUUGUUUCCAAUCAACGGCAGCUUCGCUUUUACUGUAAUUUUUCACUUGACUUGGAAAAACUCUGAAAAUCUAUUUCAGGUUGUGGGAGCUGCCACGACCUACAUCACGAUUAUUUACCAAUUUCAGGUCAACAAACCCACUUGUGGGCCAUAAAAAAUUAGGUUAAAAAAGUGAAUUAGCAAAAAAUUCUAGAAAAAUUACCUAAAUUAUAUUUUAGAAAUUUAGAGCGGUUUUGGAAAAAAUUACUUUAAUAUUUUUAGCAGAAAAUGCAAAAGUAGGUCUGAAAACAGUAGCUCACGUUUGCUAUCCUUCCUAGUUACAAUUCCUCAUAAAUAUUUAGAUAAAACAGCUCUGAUUUUUUAUUUUGUAAUUUUUCUGCAAAAAUAAAAACAUCGUCGGCUAACCUUGUUAUUUCCGGUUUGUUUUUAAUAAAAUUUUGCGAAACAACUUGUUUCUAUGACAAACUGUAGAAAACACAGGAAAAAGUAAAUGGAUUUAGUACUUUUCCACUAUUUUUCGGCUAAUUCCAGAGAAAACCGCGUUCGCUAGAACGCCCAAAGAAGGCAAAAAACUCAAGAAUUUCUAUCGUAUUUUACGUUUAUUUCCUUCCGACAAACACAAAUACAAAUACAAAAAAUGUCUUAUUUACAUUACAAAACAGUGCAAUAAAUAACUAUUUGUAAGAAUUAAUAAUUCUGUCCGCUUCUCUAAAUCCAGUCUCGAUGGCCCCAUGCACAGUUGAGUAAAAAUAGGGAUGUGAGGCCUCUCCUGCAAACUGUAAAAUGGGCCGUCCUUCCAGAUUUAGCACAGGCUUAGCCAACUCCAUCUCAGCUGUGAUUUUAUCUUUGCGAGCUUCGACGGUCUGAUAAGAGUAACUGCCCCGAAAAUGCGGGUUUGUGUGCCAAUAA
Tribolium castaneum (red flour beetle) is the source of this 2079-nucleotide messenger RNA. RefSeq names its product gustatory receptor candidate 61. The transcript is spliced from 5 exons. Gene Ontology annotation, biological process: chemosensory behavior; sensory perception of taste; male courtship behavior. Gene Ontology annotation, cellular component: axon; neuronal cell body; dendrite. The record is from RefSeq and is a predicted model, not a curated record. Bases 107 to 1324 code for a protein of 405 amino acids. Lineage: Eukaryota; Metazoa; Arthropoda; Insecta; Coleoptera; Tenebrionidae.